CCCGCUACGGCCAGGCGCUGACCUACUGCAUGUACGUGGCGCGCGGCCGGCGCUGCCGGCACGGAGCCCCCCGAUGCCAGUACGCGCACAGCGCCGUGGAGAUGGCCGUGUGGGAGGCUGAGCAGCUGGGGGGGCUCCGGAGGGGGGACCUGCUUCCCCCUCCCAUCCCCAAGGGGGUCAGGCCCCCAGGCGCCCCCACCCAGGGACCAGGGGUCCAGCUGUACUGCCCAGCCUGCCUGGUGACCUGCAGCUCGCAGGAAGCCUUCGAGAACCAUUGCUCCUCCCUGGAGCACUCGCAGAUGGUGGUCCUGGACCACAGUGCGGCCUGGGAGCACCGCAGCCCGCCCAUGGGGCUCUCCACCUUCGAGCUCUGCCCCAGGCCUGACCUCUGCGAGUACGGGGAUGCGUGCACCAAGGCGCACUCGCCGCAGGAGCUGCGGGAGUGGGAGCAGCGUGUGCAGGCCAUGCAGCUGCGGAAGAAGGAGGCCUGUCGGGAGGGGCUGGCGCCGUACCAGGCGCGGCUGCUGGACGAAUACCAGCGCAGCAGCAGCGAGGUCCUGGUGCUGGCCGAGGCAGUGGACGGCGUGUCCGUGACCUGUGACCAGCCCCUGCUCCAUCAGGCCGAGGAGAAGGAGAUCCAUCACACCUGGACCUUCACUGUGCACUCCGAGGAGCUGCUGCGGCACGUGGCCCUGCUGCGGCGGGAGCCAGGGGCGGCGUUCUGGCUGGAGGCACCCAGCCUCCCGCAGGGCCAGCGCUACGCAGAGGGCAGGCGCUUCUGCGUGCCUGGCUGUCCCGCCCAGGCCCGCGUGGGGGUGCGGGUGCAGAGCGAGGCCUUCGGCACCUUCGAGCAAUGGCUGGUCCUGGACUUCGGCCGCCGUCCAGCGCUGCUGCGGAGGCUGGAGCUGCGGCUGGGCCUGGGGUAUGGCCUGGAGGCCCGGGGGCCGCCGGCCCCUGGCCAGUGUGAGGAGCUGGAGCGCUGGCACACCGGCAACCGCCACGUGGUGCCCAGCGUGGAGCGGACAGCCGAGGAGACGGCCCUGAUGGCCAAGUACAAGGCGCCUGCCCUGGCCCUGGACUUCAGCCGUGGCGGCUCGGCCCCAGGGCCCGUCUCCUGCGCCAACUACCGGCAGAGGAUGCACCAGUUCCUGUACGAGGAGGAGGCGGCCCAGCAGCAGCUGGUGGCCAAGCUGAACCUGCGGGGCCCGGUGACCCUGAAGACGGCGCUGCAGACGCCAGCCCUGGGCCUGCGCGUCUCGCCGGCCGGGACACUCUACGCCGAGGUCCCCAUCCCGUCCUGCCUGACGCCAGAUACAGACCAGGGCUUCUUGCUGGGCCGGGCGGUCAGCACAGCCCUGGUCGCCCCAGUGCCGGCGCCCGACCUCACCGUGUUCGAGGCGCGACUGGAGCCCCGGGCCGGCUCGGAGUGCUCCCGCUGGCUGCUGCUGCCUGCCGGCUGCUGUCAGGCCCUGAAGCUGCAGCCCGAGACCAGUCCCGUCCUGGAGGUGCAGUUCCAGGUCGACCCCACGGCCUUCCGCCUCUGGCACCAGGCGGUGGACGCGCUGCCCGAGGAGCGCCUGGUGGUGCCCGACCUGGCGGCCUGCGCCCUGCCCCGUCCCCAGCCCACGCCGCCAGAGCUGCACGGCAACCGCAAGCAGAAGCUGGCCGUGGCCUUCAUCGCGGGCAGCAGCCCGGGGGGCAGGCGGCCAGUGCCCCCUCUGCUCAUCUACGGCCCCUUUGGCACCGGCAAGACCUACACGCUGGCCAUGGCCUCCCUGGAGGUCAUCCGGCAGCCGCACACCAGGGUGCUCAUCUGCACGCACACCAACAGCGCGGCGGACAUCUACAUCCAGGAGCACUUCCACAGCUACGUCAGCAGCGGCCACCCCGAGGCCGCCCCGCUCCGGGUGAUGUACGCAGACCGGCCGCCCAGCCAGACGGACGCGGCCACGCUGCAGUACUGCUGCCUGACGGCCGAUGGCCAGGCCUUCCGCCCGCCCGGCCAGGCCGAGCUGGAGCAGCACCGCAUCGUGGUGACCACCACCUCGCAGGCCCGCGAGCUCCGCGUGCCGCGCGGCUUCUUCUCGCACAUCCUCAUCGACGAGGCAGCCCAGAUGCUGGAGUGCGAGGCGCUGACCCCGCUGCGCUACGCGGCCCCCGGCACCCGCGUGGUGCUGGCUGGCGACCACCUGCAGGUGGCGCCCCGGCUGUUCAGCGCGCCGCGAGCCCAGGCGGCCGCGCACACGCUGCUGCACCGGCUCUUCCGGCACUACCAGCGCCAGGCGCUGCCGGCCGCCCGGGACAGCCGCGUGGUCCUCCACGAGAACUACCGCUGCACCGAGGCCAUCGUGCGCUUCGUGUCGCGCCACUUCUACCUGGCCCAGGGCGAGCCCAUCCGCGCCAGCGGCUGCGUCCCACCCCACCCCCGGCUCUACCCGCUGGCCUUCUGUCACGUGGCCGGCCGCCCCGAGCGCGACCUGUCCAUGACGUCCUGGCUCAACGCGGCCGAGGUGGCCCAGGUGGUGGAGAAGGUGCAGGAGGCCCACGACACCUGGCCCCGCUGCUGGGGCGGCCGCGAGCAGAGGCUCAUCUGCGUCGUGUCCCAGGGCGCCCAGGUGAGCGCGCUGAGGCAGGAGCUGCGGAGGCGGGACCUGGGCCAGGUGUCUGUGGGCAGCUUUGAGAUCCUGCCAGGACGGGAGUUCCGGGUGGUGGUGCUCAGCACGGUGCACACCCGCCGCAGCCUGCAGGGCGCGGGUGCACCCGCCGGGGACUUCUUCACUGACGCCCGCGUGCUCAACACAGUGCUGACCCGCGCGCAGUCGCUGGUGGUAGCCGUGGGCGAUGCCGUGGCUCUCUGCUCCACGGGGCCCUGCAGUAGGCUGUGGAAGAGCUUCAUCCGGGAGUGCGUGGAGCACCACAGCGCCUGCCCCGAGGGGCUGUCCCUGCAGCAGAUCGAGCAGGGUGUGCUGCAGCAGCAGCACUGGCGGCCGGGGGCCCUCCAGACAGAGGGUGCUGUGGCCGCGGUGGCCGAGGACGCUGUCCCGGAGCCGGGGGCCGCGGGGGCCCCCACUGCGGUGCACACGGCUGAGGCUGAGGCUGAGGGGGGCGCCUCCCAGCCCAAGACCGCGGCCUCAGGGGGCACAGCCAUGCUGCAGGCCCAGCCGGUGGCCACGGAGGGCGGAGCGCCCACAGGCCCCGAGGAUGCUGAGGACGCCGAGGACGCCGAGGACUCGGAGUCUGACUUCUGGCCUUCGGAUGGGGAGCUCAAUGCCGACGACGCCAUCCUGCAGGAGCUGCUGGAUGAGAGCCGGAACAUGACGGUGACUGUCCGGGAGGACGGGCUGCUGGACAUGGUGGCCGGUCCUGCGUCCCCGCAGCAGGCCCGCCAGUACGUGAACCUGCCCCCGGCCAAGCUGCGGAGCCUGCUGCGCACGCAGCCCGAGCUGUACCACCGCUGUGUCUUCACGCAGGAGACCUUCGACCGGGCCAGCGCCGUCCCGCUGGAUCCGGCGGGUCCCGGCCCUAUCCAGGUCCGGGGCCGCCGGCACUGCGGGAUGGCCUUCACUGGGGACGAGGUGCUGGUCGAGGUCCUGGGCGGGGCCCCUGGGGACAGGGGCUGUCCGGGGCGGCCACAGGGCCGCGUGGUGGGCGUGCUCCGGCGGCAGCGCCGCGAGCUGGCCUUCGUGUGCCGCAUGGACGAGUGGGACACGCGCAUCAUGACCCCCAUCGACGGCUCCGUCACCAAGAUCUUCGUGGCGGAGCUGAAGGACCCGCAGCAGGUGCCGGUGCACCGCCUGGUGCGGGGCCGCCUGCAGAAGGUGGGCUUUGAGCGGCUCCCCCCCGAGGCCCGGCACCGCCGGCUCUUCCGGGUGCUGGUGGUCCUGUGGCGUGAGCGCUUCUACUACCCGCUGGGCAUCAUCCUGGAGGUGCUGCCCGAGGCCACCACCUGGGAGCACGGCCUGCACAUCCUGGACCUGGAGCAUGGCCUGAAGGCACCCGCCCCAGACCCGGCCUCGGUGGCCAGGGCGGUGCAGAAGCUCCAGGCAGAGCUGGGUCGGGCGCCCGGGGGCAGGGAGGACUGCCGUGGCUUCCUGACCUUCACCGUGGACCCCCAGGGGGCCAGCCAGCUGGACGACGCCCUGAGCGUGCGGGACCUGGGCCCCAGGUACGAGGUGGCCGUGCACAUUGCCGACGUGGCCAGCUUGCUGCCCAGGGACGGGGCUCUGGACCUGGAGGCCCGCAGGCGGGGCCUUGCCUUCUACGCCCCUGACCGGGAGCCGGUGGCCAUGCUGCCAGCCGACCUCAGCCGGGACGCGCUCAGCCUCCUGCCGGGCCAGGACCGCCUGGCCCUCUCCCUCUUCCUCACUGUCGAGAAGGGCAGCGACCAGCUCAGGGGCCAGCGCUUUGCGCCCUCCGUGGUCUGCUCCAACUUCCAGCUGACCUACGAGUCGGCCGAGCAGCUGAUCACGGGGCACCCUGGUGCCGGCCUGGAGCUGCCCACCUGCCUGGACUCUGUGGAGGCCUGUGUGGCUGCCGCCUGCCACCUGGCCAGGGUGCUGCGCCGGCGCCGGCUACAGGGCGGCUGCCACCACGAGCAGCCUGAGGAGGAUGGCACACUGGGCGCCCGCGCCGCCCACAUCAUGGUCAAGGAGUACAUGGUCCAGUUCAACAGCCUGGUGGCAGAGUUCCUGGUGGGCAGCGAGCCCACGCGGACGGUCACCCCACUGCGCUGGCAGCCUGCGCCUGGCGCCCGGCAGCUGGAGGCCCUGGGCGAGAAGCACCGGGCGCUGGUGCCCCUGUCACUGCACCUGCGCCAGCACCUGCAGGGCGGUCCGCCCGGCGCGCAGCUGACCGUCCUGGCCGCCCUCUGGGGGCACGUCCAGCAGGCUGCCCGCACCCAGGACCUGAGCUUGCUGGUGGACCUGCUGACCACGGACGACCUGCACCCGGCACUGGCCUUUGUGGGCCUCGACCUCCGCAGGGCCCUGGGCCGCUCGACCUUUGGCCGGUCCCGCCAGGGUGACCAGCAGCCGGCCCGCCACUACGCGCUGCAGGUGGACUGGUACACCUGGGCGACUUCGCCCAUCCGCAGGUACCUGGAUGUGGUGGUGCAGCGCCUGUUGCUGCUGGCCCUGGGCCGGGGGGGCUGUGCCUACUCGGCCAGCGACAUCGACCGGCUGUGCCAGGAUUUUGGCCGGCAGCACGGCCGCGCUCAGGGCUACCAGCGCCGGACCCACAACCUGCGCCUGGCCGUGCAGCUCCAGGCCCAGCCGCAGGACAAACUGGGCGUGGCGGUGGAUGUGGAGGAGGGUGCCCGCUGCUUCAAGCUGCUCUUCCCUGCCAACCCCGACUCCCUGCCGGACCCCUGCCCUGUCUUCUACCGCUCCCUGCAGCUGGCCGAGCACCCCCACCGCCUGGCUGGCCGCCCGGGCCUGCGGCUCAUGUGGCGGCGCCGCAUCUACUCCGUGGGGGCCGCGGGGCCAGGCCCGCCGCUGCCCGGUGUGCUGCAGGACCCUCACACCCAGCCUGUGGAUGCCGCCCUCUGGCAGCGGCUGCUGGAGCUGGUGGAGGCGGAGCAGUGGCCGCAGGCAGCCGCCCUGGUGCGGGAGCAGGGCGCCCAGGUGCCCCCUCGGCAGGCACCGGGCCAGGUGUGCCGCAGUCCCUGCGGGCACUUCGUGGAGGUGGUGCGGGAGCUGGGUGGCGGGGACGUGCUGCAGGUGCAGCUCGGGGCCUCCCUGCAGCGCGGCUUCCUGGCACCCGCCCUGCAGCUGUGGACCGUGGCGCCCGGCCUCAGCCUCUGCCUGGAGCAUGUGGAGCGGCCCGGGGCCUGCUUCUCGGGCCCGGCGCCCACUGCGGGGCGGGACCGCUUCCGCAGCGUGGACGAGUACACCCGCCUGUGGGGGCCGUUCUGCUCCCUGGAGUCGGCUACCAGCGCGGUGGCCGAGAACGACUCCAUCACGCUGCGGGGCGUCCCCAUCACCUGGGACGCCCCGGGGGCCGGGGCCAAGGCGCCCAGCCGGCUCUGGGGCUCCUUCUUCCUGGAGGCCUCCUUCCUGCAGGAGCACUGCAUCAACAUCAGCUUCGGCCACUGCUACCUCUGCGUCCGGCUGGAGGGGCUGCCGGCCAGGCCCCCGGUGGGGGGCCCUGGGUCGCUCCUGGGCAUCGACCCCCCCACGUACACCUGGGUGGCCCACGGGCUGACCGAGGACGCGGACGAGGCGGAGGGCUGGGCCGACCAGCCCGAGGCGCCCCGGCGGGUGCGCUUCUUCGUGCACCGCACGGCCCCGGAGACGGCCCCGGAGACGGCCCCGGAAGAGGCCCUGCGGCCCGGCGCCCGCUUCACUGUGGAGGUGCUGCCCAAGCAGCUUCCUGACCUCCGCAAGGAGGAAGCCGUGAGGAGGCUGAGGGACGCUUCCCAGCUGGUCAUCAGCAUCGCCCUGGGCCGGCCCAUGCCACUGCCCCGCCCCGCGCCCGGGAGGCGCGCGCCCCCCAGAGGGGUCCCCAGCAGGUUCCUGGAGCUCCCCUCUCUGGACAUCCCCGGAGGCCGCCACAGGCUGAACCCCAGCCAGGUUGGGGCUGUCAGGGAAGCGCUGAAGAGGCCGUUCUCUGUCAUCCAGGGCCCUCCAGGCACGGGGAAGACCGUGGUGGGCCUGCACAUCGUGUUCUGGCUCCAGAGGAGCAACGCGGAGCGCGCGCAGGCGGGCGGCCCCUCCGCCCCGGAGCAGCCCUGCGUCCUGUACUGCGGGCCCUCCAACAAGUCGGUGGACGUCCUGGCAGGACUGCUCCUGAGCCGCGUGGCCGAGCUGAAGCCCCUGCGCGUGUACAGCGAGCAGGCGGAGGCCACUGAGUUCCCGGUGCCUGGCGUGAGCAGCAGGGGCCCGCCCAGGAGGACCCUGCGGGACGGGAGGCCCAACCAGGCCCUCAGGAGCAUCACCUUGCACCACCGGAUCCGGCAGCCCUCCAACCCCUACGCGGCCGACAUCAAGGCCUUUGACACCCGGCUGCAAAGUGGGGAGGUCUUCCCCAAAGAGGACCUCGCGCAGUACAGGAAGGUGAUGGGCAAGGCCAGGAAGUACGAGCUGGAGCGGCACAGCGUGGUCCUGUGCACGUGCUCCUGCGCGGCCUCCGCCAGCCUCAAGAGCCUGGACGUGCGGCAGGUGCUGGUGGAUGAGGCGGGCAUGGCCACAGAGCCCGAGACCCUCAUCCCCCUGGUGAGCUUCCCGCAGGCUGAGAAGGUGGUCCUCCUGGGGGACCACAAGCAGCUGCGGCCGGUCGUCAAGAACGAGCAGCUGCAGAACCUGGGGCUGGACCGGUCUCUCUUCGAGAGGUACCAGAUGGACGCCUACAUGCUGGACACGCAGUACCGCAUGCACGAGGGCCUCUGUGCCUUUCCGUCCAUGGAGUUCUACAAGCAGCAGCUGAAGACCUAUGAGGGGCUGCGGCGUCCGCCCAGCGUCCUGGGCCACGCCAAGCGGGACAGCUGCCCUGUCAUCUUCGGCCACGUGCAGGGCCACGAGCAGAGCCUGCUGGUGUCCACGGACGAAGGGAACGAGAACUCCAAGGCCAACCCGGAGGAGGUGGCGGAGGUGGUCCGCAUAGCCAAGCAGCUGACCCUGGGGAGGACUGUGGAGCCCAAGGACAUCGCCGUCCUCACGCCCUACAACGCGCAGGCGGCCGAAAUCAACAGGGCCCUCUUGCGAGAGGGCGUCGCGGGAGUGACCGUGUGCUCCAUCACCAAGAGCCAGGGCAGCGAAUGGCGAUACGUGCUGGUCAGCACUGUCCGAUCCUGCCCGGAGGGCGAUGUGGACCAGCGGCCCACCAAGGGCUGGCUGAAAAAGUUCCUGGGUUUCGUGGUGGACCCCAACCAAGUGAACGUGGCCAUCACCCGGGCUCAGGAGGGCCUCUGCCUCAUUGGAGACCACCUGCUGCUGCGCUGCUGCCCGCUCUGGCGGCGGCUGCUGGACUUCUGCGAGGCCCGGCAGAGCCUGGUGCCGGCCAACCAGGUGCGGGUUCGGAGGCGGCCCGCUGUGGUUUGCUGAGGAGCCGCCGCCCGCCGGGACAGCGACGGAGCAUCCCCAGCCCCUCGGCCCGCAGACCGCCCGGGCUAGCCGGGCUUGGGUGCUCGCUCUCUGGACGCCCUCCCGGGCCGCGCUGGGCUCCACUGGACCCCGCCUUUCAUGGGUCCAGCCAGAGCCCUUCUCACUGGAAGGCCCAGCCCGAACUCAGGGCGGGCAGCGGGUCUUGGUAUCCGGCCCACUGCCCCGUGCGCCCCCUGGGCGGGGCCGGGCCCACCGGCCUCCCCACCCUCGCCCCGAAUGUGCAAUACCCCGUGGGGCCGCAGA
This is a messenger RNA of Talpa occidentalis (Iberian mole), 8342 nucleotides long. RefSeq names its product helicase with zinc finger 2 (gene HELZ2). The record is from RefSeq and is a predicted model, not a curated record. The transcript has 19 exons. The coding region runs from base 30 to 8039 and encodes 2669 amino acids. Lineage: Eukaryota; Metazoa; Chordata; Mammalia; Eulipotyphla; Talpidae. Gene Ontology annotation, molecular function: RNA binding; RNA nuclease activity; metal ion binding.